Messenger RNA from Mugil cephalus (flathead mullet), 4310 nucleotides. RefSeq names its product transmembrane protein 200A (gene tmem200a). The coding region runs from base 990 to 2624 and encodes 544 amino acids. The record is from RefSeq and is a predicted model, not a curated record. NCBI's taxonomy places the organism in Eukaryota, Metazoa, Chordata, Actinopteri, Mugiliformes, Mugilidae. The transcript has 5 exons.
CCGCGCCCUGCACAUUGGAAGGAAAGCAUGGCACGGGGCCUUGUUUCCCCCAUAAAUACGCGCACACACACACACACACGCACACACAACUACAAGCUUCCCCGCGCCGCGCAUACAAAUCAUCCCCCCUCCAUCUCUUUCUCUCCCUCUCAUUUUCUCACUCACACACACCUCAGUGGAAGCCUCUCGCAUUCCCACGAGCGUACACGACGAGCGCUUUGGAAGAAGUGGAUGUAUCUCUCCGGCUCAGAGGAAUAAAGCACGCCGAUUUUUUUUGUAAUGCUCAGCGAUCUCCUUAAAACGCAACAGCUUGCUACUGAUUUCUGAAACCAUUUUUUUUUUCUUCUUUUUGUAACGUGAAAUCAAGUUUUUGGACGCGAACGGGAGUUUUACGCAUAACACAGAGCCAGCCAGGAGGGAUAUCAAGCGCUUCUGUGGUCUUUUACCGCGAUAAAACAAGGAUUAGUUCUCAGCUGGGGAAUUACUACCGGAUCGUUUAUGACUUUAAAUACGCAGAAUGUGUUAAAGGGUUUUCCUCCAGGCGUGCUUAGCGAGUCUCACCGCCCUCAUUGUGUUGGGCGCGCACACUCUCCAUAUGGCGAGAAACGUGUUCCGCGCUGAAUAAAGUCAUCAACUGACACGCUGAAACCUUUGAAAACGCAGUUUAAUCCCGGCUAACUGCCCAAAUAAUUCCCCCAACCCCUUAAACUGCUUGGAUGUCGGUAAAGACUGUUGCUGUUUCCAAACCCCGCACGGGAGCUGAACUGACUCCUGUCAUCCUGGUUUUCUCCGUCAUGGCAUUUCCCUGGAAGUAGCGCUCAAAGUGGAAGAUGACUCGUUACUUUCCUCCAGGUUGCAGCCGAAUCUCUCUGCGUGCCUGAUGGCACAGUGACAGUGAACACUCGGCUUUGGUUAAGUGGUUGCCAGUCGCUGGAUGUGCAGUAGAAGAUUAAAUUUGUUACCGCCCAAUGUGUCUCUGCAGGUAAAGUAUGACGGCAGCGGCAGGUGUGUUAACGGGCUUGGCCAAGCUAAAGCGCCAGGACUCCGCCCGCUCUCAGCAUCGGCCCAUACCACCAACAUCGCCGGGCCUGGGAAACCCCGCCCCCGAGGCUGCCCCAAGAAAGCGGAAGCGCCGCACAGAUGUUGUGGUGGUGCGUGGCAGGCUCCGCCUCUACUCGGCCUCGGGCUUUUUCCUCCUCUUGGGACUUGUCAUCUUGGCCAUAGGGAUCGGCAUGGCGACACUGGGUUACUGGCCUCACGGCAAAAACGUAGCCACUGGGGGAGGAAAUGGAGCCAGUAAAGAGAAGGACGUGGCCAACACCAGCCACGAUGUGCAAGGUACCCCUUCUAAGCAGACUGCGAGUGCUCUCAUGCGGUUCCUGGAACAACAUCUUCACUCUGAGAGGAUGAAGAUGCUCGGGCCCUUCACCAUGGGCAUCGGGAUUUUUAUCUUCAUCUGUGCUAAUGCAAUACUUCAUGAAAACAGAGACAGGGAAACGAAGAUAAUCCAUAUGAGGGACAUGUACUCCACCGUCAUCGACAUCCAUCGACUCAGACAGAAGGAGCAAAAACUACAGCAUCACCGCAGCAGCACCUGCGCAAGAGAGGGCGUAGACCUUCGGGCCUUCGGAGCGGAUGCCGCGGCGCGCUUAGCCAGCAACUCCCUACUGGGGUUUUCGGGGCGCGGCGUGGCUGGAGGAGGGUCUACAGAAGAGGAGGAGGUGCUGCUGGGGGACGAGGAGUUCCGGAGACACAGGGAGCAGGCUAAACUGGAUUGUAGCUUCGCAGGGCUGCUGGCGCCGCUCUAUAGGGAUCGCUCGUUUUGCGGCCCUGGGCUCGGGCUGGCUCACUCGGACUCGAUGCGUCACCAGUGGUCAGUGGAUGGGGCAAUGGACGGGGAGAAGGGGGGACACCAUGCGCGCUCCAUCGUCUCCUCCUCCAUCUCCGCGUUCACCCUCCCUGUUAUAAAACUCAACAACUGUGUGAUCGACGAGCCGGAGAUGGAGGCGAUAACCGAGGAGGACAGAGGAGGAGAGAGGAGGGACGGAGAAAGGUCGCAGCCCCUGAGCUCCAUGGAGUCUCUGGUGGUGCCCGUAGCAUCUGUUGCCAAGGCCACCAAGCCGCCCGGCUUACACCGGAGCAACUCGGCCUCUUCCUCCUCCCGCUGCUCCUCCUUCUCCUCUUCCUCCCUCUCCCCGGCUCCCUCCUCUACCUCAGGCUGCUGGCUUUCCCCGGGAGCGGCAAGGAGCGACUUCGGCUCCAACUCCUCCCUGCACAUGCUCAACAGCCACUCCAAGUCCCUGGACCUGGAGCGCGGGCCGAGCAUGCUCAGCGUGCGCCCGGAGCAGCGGAAGCACCCCAGCUGGCCCCGGCUCGACCGUAGCAACAGCAGCCGCAGCAACAGCGGCCAUCGGGGCAGCAGCAAAGGUUACACGAGGCUGGAGGACAGGGAGGAGCAAGGGGAGCGUCUCCUGGACGCCUCGCAGGCCGCGGCGGCGAGGCGCGACUACAGCAAGCGCGAGAAGCUGCUCAUGAUUUCGAGGUCGCACAACAAUCUGAGCUUCGAGCAUGAUGACUUUAACAGCAGCACACUGAAGAGAGGCAGCUCUGAGACGCGAUUCUGAAGGCACUGAACUGAAGCUGUCCUGUUCUGUAAAUUGCUCUCACGCACACGGUAUGAGUGUACAGUCUGUAUCAGAAGAAGCUGAGAAGCUUAACAGCUACACCCCUGGAGAGAGGAAGCUCGGGAAAAAAAAAGGGUUUCAAAGACAAUUUUGAGCAGCAGGUUGUAGUAGCAGUGAGUAAUGGACCAACGUGCACAGUGAAAGGUGUGCAGGCUGUGACGCCGCACGUCUCGCCCUUUGUACCCGGUCAGAGGUGCUGCUCUACAGCCGUACCUGACCUACGUGAAAGAAGAGGAUCCCUCCAGGGAUCGGUGCCACACGUCACAGUUUUGUACAAAAAAAAGUAGUUUUAAUUCAGUUUUAACCAGGUCCUGACUAUAUGUCUUUAUGAUCGACACUGCAAGAGGUUUCAGGAAUGCCUUUUUGUAUGUGUUUGAUUCCAGCAGCUGUGGUUGGAGUCAAGGACAUGCUGGAAGCUCUUCGAGCAAAUUUCUGCCUCAGUGACAGCACAUGAGGCAAACACAGUAGUAAAUAAAGGUCCAAUAAAAGUAAUAAUAGUACAUUUACAAAUUGCUUUAUAUGGCUGUACAGAAGACACGGAGACUGAGACGCACUUGAUACAGAGCAGACAUCAAAACUAACCUGAUUCAGAACCAGCCUGUAGUGUAUUGCCUGGUACAGAAAAUGAAUAGUGGCAAAGUGGCGUGACGUGGCUUUGAGGUUUUAAAGGAUAUAGAUUUUAGGGGUGAAGUAGCUGUUUUAAUGUUGAUUACUGUAUGGCUGUGUCAGUCUGAUCAGAGAGACACACUGUAGGUCCUCACGAAUGGAUAAAUGAAGAUAAAACCGGUUACUGCCCUUCCCCAAGAUCCAUGGUCAGAACGUAUGGGGACACAGACCAGUGGAUCAACAACCUUCAGUAUCUGCGGAACAACGCGUGGCUCCUGGUAUGAACUAAAAAGAACAAUAUCUAGUUAUAGCUCUGCUGCAGGCACUUUAAGGUUCUUUCAUAUUAGAUUAGAUUCUAAUUAGAUUUCACUCAGGAUAUGUAAUCUCUUAUUCAUAGGGUUAACGCCUGGUUCAUUAACCCCCACUCAUCUUAUCGAUCGAUGAAUUCUUUUGCUUCAACCGAUCAGUUAUUAACUGCUAAAAAUGUGCCGCGAUUUCUUUCUGCCAAUACUCAACGUGUAACAAUGGGUCUUUUGCUGUGUUCAGAAACAUCACUUAAUCAUUUUAAGUUUUAACGACAAAUGUUUAGCUCUACAGGAGUGAAUGAACCCAAGCCCAUAAUGAACCACCAUGUCCUUUGCUGUGUUUAUGAAUCCAGGGAGCUGUAACAAUGAAAUGUGAGCCAUGUUGUUUACUACAUUUAACAUGUGAUGAUGGUUUCAGGACUGAAUUCAGGAAUUUGUGCGACAGGUGCAAGUGAGCUGAUAUGCUGCCUCCAUAUUGCUCAGUAUGUCUGUUCUUUUUGGUUUUAAAAAGCGUCCUCAACAGUUUUUUAAAUGUCAUUAGGAACAUGUUACCAUGUGAAUGGUAGCACACUUUGUUAUCCUGGGGUCUAACAUUAUGUGUGUGUGCGUGUCCACUCAACACCACACACAUGUUGAAGAACUCCUCUCAUGAGUGCAGGAAUCUGGCUGGAGACAAAUGUCAUCCUCCCAAAAAUAAACAGUAUUUCCACUGAAA